Molecule: messenger RNA, 1086 nt
Organism: Dromiciops gliroides (monito del monte)
Lineage: Eukaryota; Metazoa; Chordata; Mammalia; Microbiotheria; Microbiotheriidae
Gene: TNF
Product: tumor necrosis factor
Exons: 3
Coding region: 1-696 (231 amino acids)
Biological process (GO): positive regulation of transcription by RNA polymerase II; immune response; tumor necrosis factor-mediated signaling pathway
Cellular component (GO): cell surface; membrane
Molecular function (GO): tumor necrosis factor receptor binding; CD40 receptor binding; cytokine activity
Source: RefSeq, a predicted model, not a curated record
AUGAGCACAGAGAGUAUGAUCCGAGACGUGGAGUUAGCAGAAGAGGCUCUCCAAAGGAAGGCGAGGGGGCCCCAAGGCCCUGGCCGCUGCCUCUGCCUCACACUUACCUCCUUCCUUCUUCUUGCUGGGGCCACCAUUGUCUUCUGUCUGCUGCACUAUGGGGUGAUCGGACCCCAGAAGGAAGAGUUCAGUUUUAAACUUUCAUUUCUUGCUUCUCUUUUCUCCCCCAUCCCAGGAUCCAGUCAGACCGAAAGUGACAAGCCUGUAGCUCAUGUUGUAGCUAACCAGCAGGCAGAGGGACAGCUCCGGUGGUUGAAUGGGCUUGCCAAUGCCCUCCUGAACAAUGGCAUGAAAUUGGAGGACAACCAGCUGGUGGUGCCAGCCACUGGGCUCUACUUGGUCUACUCCCAGCUCCUUUUCAAGGGCGAGGACUGUGGCAGUGAACCUCUGCUCCUCACACACACCAUCUCACGGGUUGCACUCUCCUACGAAAAAAAAGUCAGCCUCCUUACUGCCAUCAAGAGUCCAUGCCAGAAGCAGGGAGCUAGGGAAGCCAGUCCCUGGUAUGAACCCACCUACCUGGGUGGUGUCUUCCAGCUUGAGAAAGGUGACAGGCUCAGCGCUGACACCAACUAUCCAAAAUAUCUUGACUUUUCUGAGUCUGGCCAGGUCUAUUUUGGGGUCAUUGCCCUUUGAGAGAAGUGAAGUCAUACCCCUAUCCCUAUGCCCUUCCUCACUCCUCACUCACCUUUAUCAAACUUUCUCCAUGUCCCUUGAUCACCUUCCUUUUCUGGGCCUGGAAAGUGGUGUAAAGACUGGGAACUAGAGUUUAAAACAAUCUAGAAUAUGACAAAAGACAUUGAGAAAACAAAAAAUCAGAAGAGAGUAGUACUAUAAACUGGUAUUGGCUGCAUAUCAAGGAUCAUAGAAAUAGACAUCAAGAAAUCCAUAUGCUGAAAGAAAUUUAGAACCUAGCUCCAAACUGGAAACCCAGGACCUACAGUGGAGUGCCCAGGACAUAGAACAAGGGCCAAGCUUUGAAGCCUGACCUAAGGAAAAGGGCCCUCUUUCCUCUAGAACACUUCC